Colletotrichum gloeosporioides is the source of this 2022-nucleotide messenger RNA. RefSeq lists its product as uncharacterized. Bases 1 to 2022 code for a protein of 673 amino acids. The record is from RefSeq and is a predicted model, not a curated record. Lineage: Eukaryota; Fungi; Ascomycota; Sordariomycetes; Glomerellales; Glomerellaceae. The transcript has 6 exons.
AUGCCCUCUGGGCAACAGUAUGCUCCUGCGAAGAUGAUGGACCUUAUCAAAGAUGGUCUUUCCCAUUUUGGUGUGGAUCUGCGAGCAGGCAGCAGUCAUAAGAAUCGAAUUGAAGCUGCAGGCUUUCAGAAUCUUAUCCAUGAUGUCAAAAAACUUCCCGUGGGCACACGGCCAAAGGACUCUCACUUGAAGUCUGUUGGUUCAUAUGCCCGCGCUGUCAUCUAUGAUGGGCUACACGGCAAUACUAUCGGGCUUUUUACGAGGGGUUUGGGUUGGACUCCUCUUGAAGUCGAAGCUUUCCUCGUUGAAUGUCGCAGAGAAAUGCUGAAAGAUGACGUUCACCCCUACAUCUUGUAUCAUUCAUACUCGGGGCGGAAACCCCUGAGACCGGCGGCAGCGGUCCCAAUUGUAACCUGCAGUAUCCCGUCGACAAACGGAUCAAGCUCAGAACGUCCGACGACAAAAUCUGUUCUUUUAUUUCACCGCUCCUCGCUGCUCAAAGACUUUUCUAUCUUUCUAGAAGACAAUCUGUUUCGAGCAGCUCUAUCACCCCCAAUUCUGCCAAGAAACAUCUUUCGUGCAGCCAAGAUCCUGGCCAUCAAGGCUGCACACGUACAAUGGCCCACGCUGAGCUUUCAUCUUCCUAUCUUAACCACCAUCGAGGACGAUCAUAUCAUGGAGCUCAUCUGUCUCUUCAACGAUGCUCGCGACGUCCGCAACUUCCUCAAGCGUAGUUGGACACGUUAUGCUGAACGGAAGACCGAUCUUGUGACCGCCAGUCUGAUCUCGAACUCGACUUCUCGCGGGUUUAUCGCUUUGGUUUCCUCGACAUUAUGUUUGGAGUACACAUUUUGCGCUCUAGGAGAGGCAAAGCAUUGGCUGGUGAUGCCGACCGAGACCGAGGCCAAAGCGUUUGCGUACGACAACAUGCAACGGAUUAUAAGGUCUGGAUGGAUACCGACGCCUGAAAUUGAUGAUUGGCUCAUGUCAGAUAUGCCUGGCAAGAUGAGUACCGCGGCUAUGUGUCGUACAUUCUUCGACCUCUACACCAUCAGUGGCCUGCACUCUUUUGUCGAGUCUGAUCUGAAGCAAUUCAUGAGCCAUCAUUCGAUACAACAUCUGAUAGAGAUCGACAAGAGUUCUGGCAUUCAGGAUUCUUUGAUGAAAGCUCAUCUUGACGCUCUCUUUCCGCCUAUCAACUCAGAUCAGAAGAAACUCUCUGUCCGCGCUCCGUUGUUUCUAGGGUCUGUCCUGGGUUCUCUGGUUUUGAAACUGAACAGUUCGGAGCUCAGUCUGGUGAACAAAAGCGGAUCGCUGAUGGCCGCGGCGCACUUGUACAAUGCUCUUCGCGUUUUCAAUCCCCAGACUAUGCCGCGCUGGCACGACCUGGACCUUUUGAUCGAGCUGCAGAAGGAGCCUAUGUUUGCCCCCGAGCCGCCAACCGAGUUCGCUCAAUGCGUCAGUAGAUUCUGGAUAGCUCAAGGACUCAAGCCGUCGGAGAUUGUGUCAGCUCGGAUGACGUCCAGAAGACUGGCUCUUGCAUCUGGACGUAAACAUCCAACCGAACUAUAUGAGAAGCGUUUGGCAGGUUUGAAAAGGGGCUCCGGGCGGCGCGAGUUGCGACUGGCACCGCUGUUGCAACAUCUUCCCUGGAUGCGAUGCAUUACCGGUGGAUGGAAGCUAUCAAUGGACGAGAAGACGGUGCGAGGGGCUGUCGAGACUGAUCUAGGAAAACGUCUCGGCCGCGUUCAAUCUCCUCCCCGAGCGAGUGAUCUACUAGUUGUCGUCUGGCUUGGUCAACUGGAGAAGAUGAUCCAAGCUGAGACACCAAGCUUGUUCUUUGGCUUCACAGAAUUGGGACAAAUCGUGCUCGAUAGUCUCGGCUCUCUUGCAUCGACCGGGGCGGCAGCUCGCGCCUUUGAACAGCCCGACAGUGCCCUUGCGUCGUGGAAAAAGAACUUACCAUCUGAUAGAUCGCUCCUCGAAUCUGAGCAUAAAAGGUGGUUGGGUUGGUGCAGGUAA